Mesoplodon densirostris (Blainville's beaked whale) is the source of this 1188-nucleotide messenger RNA. It is a transcript of the gene SPO11, whose product is annotated as SPO11 initiator of meiotic double strand breaks. Gene Ontology annotation, cellular component: nuclear chromosome. Gene Ontology annotation, biological process: meiotic DNA double-strand break processing; meiotic DNA double-strand break formation; reciprocal meiotic recombination. NCBI's taxonomy places the organism in Eukaryota, Metazoa, Chordata, Mammalia, Artiodactyla, Ziphiidae. The transcript has 13 exons. Gene Ontology annotation, molecular function: ATP binding; DNA topoisomerase type II (double strand cut, ATP-hydrolyzing) activity; DNA binding. The record is from RefSeq and is a predicted model, not a curated record. Bases 1 to 1188 code for a protein of 395 amino acids.
AUGGCCUUUGCACCCAGGGGUCCUGAGGCCUCGUUCUUCCAGGUUUUGGACCAGCACAGGGCUUCCCUGCUGGCCGCCCUGAGGAAAGGCAGCGGGGAGCCCGCUGGCGGGGGGACGCACCUGGCCACUAGUUCUGAGGUUCUUGCAUCUAUAGAAAAUGUUAUCCAAGACAUAAUCACAAGCUUGGCAAGAAAUGAAGCACCUGCAUUCACAAUAGACAACAGAUCAAGCUGGGAAAAUAUAAAGUUUGAAGAUUCUGUGGGACUGCACAUGGUAUCUCAUUGUACCACAAGAAAAAUCAAAAGUGAUUCAGCAAAAUCAGUUAAAACUUUUGCACUAAUUCUUAAAAUAUUGUCCAUGAUUUAUAAAUUAGUACAGAGCAACACUUACGCAACCAAACGAGACAUAUAUUACACCGACAGCCAACUCUUUGGUAACCAGACUGUUGUGGACAAUAUUAUCAAUGAUAUUUCCUGUAUGUUAAAAGUGCCGAGGAGAAGUCUGCAUAUAUUAUCUACAUCAAAAGGUUUAAUUGCCGGCAAUUUAAGGUAUAUCGAGGAAGAUGGCACCCAGGUGACUUGUGCAUGUGCAACAGCUGUUGCUGUGCCAUCUAAUAUUCAAGGAAUUCGGAAUUUAAUUACAGAUGCAAAAUUUCUAUUAAUUGUAGAAAAAGAUGCGACAUUUCAGCGGCUCCUAGAUGACAAUUUUUGCACCAAAAUGUCUCCGUGCAUCAUGGUUACGGGAAAGGGAGUACCUGAUCUGAACACAAGACUUUUAGUCAAGAAGCUGUGGGAUACAUUUCACAUUCCUAUUUUCACUCUUGUAGAUGCUGAUCCACAUGGCAUAGAAAUAAUGUGUAUCUAUAAGUAUGGAUCUAUGGCUAUGUCUUUUGAAGCCCAUAAUCUCACAGUUCCAGCUAUUCGAUGGCUUGGUCUCCUCCCAUCUGAUAUCAAAAGAUUAAAUAUACCUAAAGGUACUUUAAUUCCACUGACAAAACAGGACCAAAUGAAACUUGACAGUAUCCUGAAGAGACCUUAUAUUACUUGCCAACCAUUUUGGAGAAAAGAAAUGGAAAUAAUGGCAGACUCUAAAAUGAAGGCAGAAAUUCAAGCCUUGACCUUCCUAUCAUCCGAUUAUCUCUCCAGAGUGUACUUACCCAACAAAUUAAAAUUUGGAGGAUGGAUAUAA